Xiphophorus maculatus (southern platyfish) is the source of this 7817-nucleotide messenger RNA. It is a transcript of the gene rxraa, whose product is annotated as retinoid X receptor alpha. NCBI's taxonomy places the organism in Eukaryota, Metazoa, Chordata, Actinopteri, Cyprinodontiformes, Poeciliidae. Gene Ontology annotation, cellular component: nucleus; RNA polymerase II transcription regulator complex. The transcript is spliced from 11 exons. Gene Ontology annotation, biological process: negative regulation of transcription by RNA polymerase II; positive regulation of transcription by RNA polymerase II; cell differentiation. The coding region runs from base 289 to 1803 and encodes 504 amino acids. Gene Ontology annotation, molecular function: zinc ion binding; nuclear receptor activity; nuclear steroid receptor activity. The record is from RefSeq and is a predicted model, not a curated record.
AGAGAGAGAGAGAGAAAGAGAGAGAGAACAGCAGCUGAGUGUGCAAACAGAGGCAGAAACAUUAGGUUAUCUCCAGAUACUAUCAUCAGACACCAAGCUGUCACUUUUACCGCUCAGAGUCAAGUCCGCUCUCCUCCGAGAGGUCCCCCAGCAGCCACAGGAGCCGCCGCAGCAGCAAGCCGGAGCAGCAGCGCCCAGGUCCGGUUCGCUUUGCUCCAGCAGCCGCCCGUGAGAAAACUCCCCGAACGCGGUCGUCUCAGCUGGCAUGAGCUAACCUCCGAGUCCGACAUGGAAACCAAACCGUUCCUGUCAUUGGGGUUUUUGAAGCCCCAGUGCUCAUUGGCUCCCCCCAUGCAACGAGGUCGUUCGUCUGAGGCGUGUUCAUGUUUCAGCGGUGUUUGUCCCCUCCAUCAGCGUCGCCUAUCCUCAGAUUCUUCAGGACAGGUGACCUCCUCACCUUUAGGCUCUCCUACUUCCCAUCGUGGAAUGCAUCCCUCUUUGCUGAGCCCCACCUCCAUGGGACCCUCUGGCUCUCUCCAUUCUCCCAUCAGCACCCUGAGUUCACCAAUGAACGGCCUCACCUCACCCUUUUCAGUCAUUAGCUCACCCAUGGGGCCGCACUCCAUGAACUCGCCUGGCAUGGGCUACGGCCCCAGCAUCAGCCCACAGAUGUUUCAGUUGAACUCUCCAAUGAACUCGGUCAGCAGCACGGAGGACAUUAAGCCCCCGCUGGGCCUCAAUGGCGUGAUGAAGGUGCCCGCUCAGCCCUCAGGCACGGCUCUGUCGCUCACCAAACACAUCUGCGCCAUCUGCGGCGACCGCUCCUCAGGAAAACACUAUGGUGUCUACAGUUGUGAAGGCUGCAAAGGUUUCUUCAAACGAACCGUUCGCAAGGACUUGACCUACACCUGCCGUGACAACAAGAACUGUGUUAUCGAUAAGCGCCAGAGGAACCGCUGUCAAUACUGCCGCUACCAGAAGUGCUUGGCCAUGGGCAUGAAGAGAGAAGUUUUGUUACAUGCAGCCGUCCAGGAGGAGCGCCAGAGAGCCAAGGACAAGAACGAGAACGAGGUGGAGUCCACCAGCUGCGUGAACGAGGACAUGCCCGUGGAGAAGAUCCUGGAGGCCGAGGAGGCGGUGGAGCCCAAAACCGAGACCUACAUCGAGACCAACCUGGGGAUGCCGUCCAACUCGCCCAACGACCCAGUGACAAAUAUCUGUCAGGCAGCAGACAAACAGCUUUUUACUCUGGUGGAGUGGGCCAAGAGGAUUCCCCACUUCUCGGAGCUGCCGCUGGACGACCAGGUCAUCCUGCUACGAGCAGGUUGGAAUGAACUCCUCAUUGCGUCAUUUUCGCACCGUUCCAUCGCAGUAAAGGACGGGAUUUUGUUGGCGACGGGGCUGCACGUGCAUCGCAACAGCGCCCAUAGUGCCGGAGUGGGAGCCAUCUUUGACAGGGUGCUCACAGAGCUGGUGUCAAAGAUGAGAGACAUGCAGAUGGAUAAGACUGAGCUGGGCUGCCUCCGAGCCAUCGUCCUUUUCAACCCAGACUCUAAAGGUUUGUCCAACCCAGGUGAGGUGGAAGCUCUGAGAGAGAAAGUCUACGCGUCUUUAGAGGCUUACUGCAAACAGAAAUACCCAGAGCAGCCAGGCAGGUUCGCUAAGCUGUUGCUACGGUUACCAGCGCUGCGCUCCAUCGGGCUCAAGUGUUUGGAGCACCUUUUCUUCUUCAAGCUGAUUGGCGACACACCUAUUGACACCUUCCUCAUGGAGAUGCUAGAAGCUCCUCAUCAAAUGACAUAAUAGGAGUGACCCCUCAUGACCCCCCGGACCCUCCUCCCACACUUAAACUCCCAACAUGCAUCACCCCAGCUGCCUUGGAUCCAGAACAUCUACAAAAGGGCAGACUUAAAGAAUAAACAACAAAAAUGAACAUCUCCCUUCUUGCUUUUGUCCCUCAUCCAUCUUCUCUGUUCACCAUCUCUCUGAAGUGUUUCAAAAUGAGGAAUCCAUCAUGAAUAUGGGUCUCUUUUAUACCUUGUAAAAUUUAUAAAUAAGAAAAAAUAUCUAUAUAUAUAUAUAUAUAAAACACCAUCAACGUAAGUGACGGGACAGGACUGAAACGAGGACAUAAACAUACUGAGCCAUGGUUUUCGUCUUUGCUUGUCGGAUCCCCCUGACGAGGAAACAGCAGAGACGAUCAGGUUUUCAACACCCACAGUGCUCAGCAAAACAGCGACGAUGUCACAGGCAUUGUGAUCGGGACAAUCGCACAUUCUGUGGAACCUCUGGGAUGUUUAAUCUGGGAUCUGAGCCUGCUUUUGCUUUUUAGGACUGGACAGCUUGGGGGGAAAACAACAACAACACAUCAACGCAAAGGAACUUGUCUCUUCAAUCUGACUGAACAUGUCAGCUCUUGCACCAGGUGUUUAUUUUUUGGAAGAGUGAGCUUGCCAGCGUAGAACUCAGAAGUGGCUUAACAAGAGGGCAAGUUCUCACAAACCUCAGGUCUCUGGCCAAUUCCAACAGACCCAACCAUGUCUUACUGUACCAGCACUGAGCGGCGUUAGGGAAGGAUGUCUUAGCAGUCCACAAAUCAACCCUCAAGUACUCAGAAUGACUUGGAAAAUCUUGUUUAGUACAAUCUCUGUAACUCUCUGUGCCCGUAAACUGAUGUAAAUUAGCUUUAUGAGACUUGAGCGUCAUUGGAUGCUCCAGGAGGCCUCCAGCAGGUGCAGGGACAACAUGUCAACUUUUUUCAGACUUAAUUUUUUUUUUUUUUUUUUUUUUUGCCUCAACACACAGUCCCACACGAGAGGAAAUGUCAUCAUUCUGUCAGACUCUGAGCUCCUCAUAGUCCUCUCUCUGCCUCACAUUUCAUGCUAACUUCUGCCAGGCAGACACACCUCCACGCUCAGAAAUCCCUCUGCUCGUUGCAGUAGGCAUCACUUCUUUCUUUCCAACACCUCAUAUCUACCUGUACUGAAAGCUACAACAGUAUUGACCUUAUUUUCAGAAAUGCACAAAUACCUCUGUUUCCAUUCACUCAUGUAGGAUUUAGAGAAUAUGGGAGGAGAGCUAGUUUGUCGUGGCAGAGCCAUUGUUUGUUUGUUUGUUACUUGGCACUUAACCUCAUGACAGUGUAAUUGGGUUUCUAGAUGGAGAGUGGAUGUUGAUGUGAUCGACCUCUGCGGUGGAGUUUGACACUCUCCCGUUCAAGAACGCCUCAGUACUUUUCCUCCUGAAAAGAACACACACACAUUCACUCUGUGCACUUCUCUGGACAACCAAGUGACAUUUAAGUUGAACUGAAAUGUUAAAGGUCUUUAUGUGUAAACGUGUUUUGUGUCCGCAUUCUUUUAUUGUUUUUUGCCCUUUCCUGCUUUUCUCUAAAUGCUGAAGCUGCUGCAAAACUAUGCAUAGUGUUCAUUUCCAAAGACUGUCUGCAGAGCGUCUUAACGAGAGUAAAUGUUUGGGAGGUGGAGGUCUCCAUUAUUCAGAAAUAGAUACUCACUUUAAUCUGGUUUAAUCACCUUCAGAUAAACUAAGUUGGUAGCGGAAACCAUUAGCUGAAAAGAUUAGCUUUAGCCAUUAGCGGCUCAGCAUAUUAGUUGAAAUCAUCUAAUGGUGCGUUCCAUUUGUGCUUGGAAGUCAAAUUUUCCAAAUUCCAAGUUGGAGGAAAUUAGCUAAACAUUUAUUUUUUCACUUAAAAAAUAAUUUGGCAUCACUUAUAACAAUGUACAAUGUUUGGCUUCACUGCUUGAAUGCCUGACACAGGAAUGAAUUAUUUGGGGGUUUUAUUGCUACUUGUAGCUAGGUUGGUCUUGUAUGGGGAAAAAAAUCCCACUGGUUUCUAACUUGCUACUACAGCAGUUAAGUUAGAAAUUAUGUCAUAAUUAUUUGUGCCUAAUAAGUUCUGGAUUCUAUGAAAAAUGGAGCAAAGCAUAAAUCGACUGGCUAAACUAGGAAUUACAAACAGUUUGCCUUAAAUGUUAGCUAAUGGGACACUUUGGUUCUACUUGAAAUGUAGAAUUUCUGAGUUUUUUUGCCGGAAAAGCUCAGGAUUAUACCCCGGAAACUGAGGUUUAUUACUAAUCCCAACCUAAAAAUUCAAUACGGUUGUCGUUUAUGUAAAGAGAAGCCUGUCCUGUUUUUACUCUGAAUUCAAAGUUUCCACAUUUGAAGUUGAAAAGCUUUAAGAGUCAGUUGGGUAGAUAGGGCUGAUCUAAUUCUUAUAUCCAUGAAAAUUUCUCCUUUCAAGGUGAAUGGAAUGCACCAUAGAAAUUCUUGCAAACUAAAAAGCACCAAACAUAUUCACAUGACUCCUGAUUGUCUGGAAACGGUAAAUGAGAACAAACCUAAGCAUUGACUGUUUUUAUCAACCGUUGGACUGAGACUUCAAAAGCAACACGAGCAAACAAAUCUUGGGUUCUUGACAGCAAUCACGUUUCACCUCAUGGAUGCUAUUUCUAGCAUUUUGCAACGCACAAAAUAAUAGAAAUUGUCAUUUUAUAGCAGAAUAAAAUUUUAACUAAAUCUAUUUCAAAACUUCCAAACAGUUCUAACGAUAGUAUGUUAACUAAUUGAUGUCUUCAUGGAACCUAAAUUAAAUUUUAGUUUGUUAAAAAUCAAAUAGCUUCUAAGUUUGGACCCCCCCCCCACUGGAUAAGGGCCCCAUAUACAUUUUUGCAUCUCCUCUGCUGGUAUUAAGUGGACUUUGGUUUUGGGGACUAUAGCUGGGCACCAUAUAUGACUCACAGCUGGCUCUGACAUGAAUUCUUAGAAAAUCGGUCUGAAUUGAUUAUCACAUCUUGUCCCUACAUAAAGCCUAUGGAGGCAUUUGACAUGGGGUUGUUAUGUAACCCAGUGACAAUCCGAUUUGGGGCCCAUUUUCCAGCUCAUUACUUACCCAUGUGGGCCCCAUAUAUAGAAGCUGGCUGGAACAGCUCGCCAAUAUUCCCUGUUCCCUCUUUACUGCCCAGAACGUAUAAUGUGAAAAGUAAAAUAUAGAAGAAAUGAGUACAAAAGAAAAGAAAAAAAACAGAACUCUAUGAGCUGAAGGCUGUCGGAUAUUGACCGCUUUCAUUGCUCCCUUUCUCUUAUGUUUUACUAGCUUUCCUUCUCAUAUAAUUACAUAUUUAAGCACUAUGAAAUUUCCAUACUUUUCCAGUAGCCCCACAGAGACUCCACAGAGAAUUUAUACAUAAAUCACCAACGGUAGAAUGUGCUUAAAUCAGUUUGGGGUUUGUUUUUUUUUUUGUUUGCUUUUUUCCUCGCUAUUUCGGGUUGGAUGUUGCUCCAUCUUGUGAAAUUGUUUCCAGUUAUUCCUUCUGUUGAAAAGCCAGCUCGGAAAUGUCAGAUGUGAUAGAAAUGAAAUGUGCUGGAUGGAUUUACCUCGAGUCGAAGUAAAAAAAAAGUGUGGUGAUUUGUGUGCCGUGCGCUCCCUCUGGUGGAUGAGAAGCAGCGCUGCAGCGUUACUUGAAAUUGUUUUCUAGAAGUAUUUAAGUGGACAAACAGAAGGCACUUUGUCACAGCUUUCUAAUUGUCACAGAUGCUCUGCGCCGAGCAGAAAAGUAGCAAUGAGAAAGUAGCAAUAACUUCAGUUUAACCCAUCAGCGUGAUGUUUAUUGCUAAGAUGAACUUAAGCACGGUGGUUUGUGUUUGUGCAACCUAUCCAGGUGACAGUAUUACCUGCCAGCUUGGGCUCAGUUUACAGUAUUUAUAUUCUGGGAAAACAUGUUGGUUUUCCUGAUGCAGAAUAUGCUCUGUGUUUUGUAGAUUUUUCUGAUUUGAAUCAAGAAAAACUCAUUUCAAACUGUCAAAGAUUUGUUUCCCAAAUAUUAAAAAAAAAAUAUAUAUAUAUAUGAACAUCCUCUUCAUUACUGGCUGAUUGGAAACAAUCGUGCAAAAGCCAUAUAAAGUGUGUGACGUGCAAAAAGUUCACGUCCCCUGCAGGAAAUUGAUAGAUGUGGGAAAAGAUGAGGAAAUAACUGUCCACAUAGAAUGAAAACCUAAACGGAUGCUUUAUAACAUAAAGCUAUAUUUUGUUAAUAUGUAUAUUUGUAUAUAUUUAUAAAUAUAUAUCAGCAGAUCUGCUCAUUGAAUAUUCCAAAACUGAAAAUAAAAAAAAAAAAAAGUCAGAAUUUUCCUAAACUGUGGGAGUUUAAAGGUGUUUUUAUUAUCACAAAUACAGGUGGGGAGGGUUGGAUUGUAACUUUUAUUAAAAACAAAAUAAAAUUUAAAAAAAACACAAUAAUCCACCAGCAGAAGCGCAGCAGCUCUGAACUCAAAAGAAACCAGCUUAAGCCGUUUUCUGUGACCUCAAAAAAUCAGGAGAGGCAAAAAUGAAAAAAAAAAAAUCAAUUUCAACUCUCCUAAAUGUAUAUGUUGCUUAGCAAAUGUAUGUUGAAAACGUGUAAUCAGGAAAAGCUGAGCUUGUGACACAAUCACUGCUUUGUUUGUUGCAUAAACGGUUAAAUGUUCUAGUUUAUAAAAAAAAAAGAAGAAAAAAAAAUCACUUGGGAAAAAGAUCUAUUUUUGUACAAAGGUAAUUUUAUCCCCUGCUUAUUUACUCUGUUCUUUUCCUUCUCUGUGGCUGUUUUGUGGAAAAGCUUCCUCAGCUUCAGACUGAAAGUGUAAUUUUUUUGUGGGGAGUGGGAGGGAAGGAUUGUCCGCUUUGGCACUUUGGUAACUGUGUCGCCUUUUAUUUUGCCAUUUUCAACUUGUCACUGCAAGAUGGGAACAUCUCUGAUGGUUAUAUUUUUAUUUUUCUGUUUUUAAGAAGACAAAAGGUUGUCUUUUGUUGGGUUUUUUUUGUCAUAUGUUUGUGGAUUGUUCUGAUGUUCUCUCAUGAAAAGAAGCUAAAAGUUAUUAAAAAAAACUUUAAACUGAUGAAAGUGGAUCUGUUAUUAUAUGAGAUGAAAUGACAGCUGUAACGGGUUCUGGAGGAAAAUGUCCAAUGUGAAGUUUGCGUUGAUUUGGAAAAGAGAUAUGGCUGUAAGCCUUGAGAUCCAUCCAACUCCACAUGCACACACAGAAAACUUUACAAAGAAUUAACUGAUGCACAUUUAGGUACCAAAACAACUUACACAACAUGAAACAUACAAAACUUUAUUAGGCUGCAGAUUAUAUCUGAGAGCUGCAAACAAGUAUUCCACUGAAAUCCAGAUUAACUACAGAAAUCGGAUGUUGCUUGUUGUUUUCACACAGGUGUGUACUAGUAGAGCAUAAGCAACCCAAAACAAAAAAAAAAAUCAGUUCAUAUGUACAAAUGGAACACAAGAAUUGUGACUGGUUGCUCGUACAAUUAUGCUAAAAUAAAAUAUUAAAACAAGUUUUAAAAUUAACUUUCCACACCAAGUUAAACUCAGUUUCUGAGGCAUUUUUUGAAAAAAACAAAAAGUGGCACAAAGAUCCGACGUUUAGGGAAGAUAAAAAUGCAAUAUUGAUACGGCUUUUUUUUUUUUUCUCCCCCAUUUCAUUAAGACUGAAGGUUAAUGUAAAUAUCCCCUCUUCAUUUAAAUGGUUCUUUACAGUCACACAGGAAUUCGAGGAACAACAAGCCUGGAAACAAUUACAUUUAUUGUACAGAAGCUGUUAAAAACAGAGAGGCAGAGUCAAAAAUACUGAAGCAGCUGAAGGUUUAACACGAUUUACUUGCUUUCUUUAAGGAGACGAAUAAACGUGACGCACUUCAGACGUGAGGAAGAUCUGCACUGCGAAGCCGAUGUGUGGUUGACGGGUUUGCUACUCCUUGCUGAACUUCAGGUACAGUUCUCUGCAUCCAUCCGGAGCUCCAUUAAAAAAAAAAAAAAAAA